Molecule: messenger RNA, 1127 nt
Organism: Neurospora hispaniola
Lineage: Eukaryota; Fungi; Ascomycota; Sordariomycetes; Sordariales; Sordariaceae
Exons: 1
Source: RefSeq, a predicted model, not a curated record
CUCGCCGCCCCACUUCCACUAGGACCAUCUCAAGCACCACCACUCAGAGUAUUAACUUACCGAGAGAAUCCUACCGACCUGACCCAUACCUACCAACUGGAAACUGGAAGCAGUACACUAAAGUGCCUGUCCAAAAACCAAACCUUCCAUCAGGUUCCAGGGCUGAAUUGUACACUAUUUCCCGACCGUCCGACUCCCACCUGUUUGGGACACUGAGACCAUAUUCUACUUCCUCAAUCUCAAGACACUUUUGUAUUUGUUCACAAACAGAAUGACACCGUACCAUCUGCGAACCAUCCCCAAGGUCAUACACGUCGGUGUAUCUUGUAUACCAUUCCCCCAACCGCCCCGUUUUGCAUGGCAAGCUUUCCCCUUAUCCUUACAUACCAAGCCAGACUAUUUUACAGUAGAAACCCCUGCUCUGGCAACUAAUGCAGGCAGUCCAGAACUUUCUGCAAAAGGGGGGGUUGUAAAAGCAGGCGUUUUAACUGUACCAAGCGAACCCAUCAUAUACAUACCCUUGAUCGAAGCCACUACAAAAUAACCCCAACACACCACACUUGCUCCAUAGCAUACGAAUAUACGCCCGCAAUCCUGAACAGCCAAGAAGAUGCAAAGUUAGACUGAUGAACAUGGUCUACCGACUCGUAAAUAUUCAACGGUGGAGUUGUGGCCCCAAUUCCCCUUCCCCCUUCUCUCUUCCCUCCAAACUCUUGGGCUUCAGUUGCUGUUUGUACCAGCCUUGCCAUCCCCGCUCUUUUUGCAUGAUCAUGUAUGGGAAAUACUACUUUUCUCCACCAGGUUUUACCGGUGGCCCGGAUGGGCUGGUGGGCAACAAGUCGAGGAGGCGAUUACUGCUCCCAAUCAACCGGGCUCUCUCCCACAUCACGGCCAAAGUCUGGUCUGCUCUGGCGCCAAACCUGCGGAGCCUUUUGAAGUGACUAUCAUGAGUAGAUCCAUCAUGAGGGACCACCAACACAAAGGAACGGGGUCUGUUGUGUAUAUUCUCUCAAGAUCCUCUCGGGGUAUGUCAAAGUCCCGAUCUCCAUCAAACAUAACCACGAUGCCGCACGAUGUGUGUGUCCCGGUCUCAGCGCUGAAUUCGCGUAGCACUUGCUGGUUGUCAC